UCUUAACAACUGUGUUUCCUUUUAAAAAGUCGUUUUCUUUCAAGUCCACGUGUAUACAUGCCUUACAGCCUUAGACACCAACUCACCAUAGACAACAAUAAAUGUGAGAUACUAAUAAUAACUAAUGUUUCCGUAGCCAAAAUGCUUAGCUUCUGCUGAUCUGAAUCACAAUGGCGGCAGCAAUAUCUCCAUCUCUUUUAAUUCUCUUGGGUUUUAUCGUCUUCAUAGGAAGCUUUUCUGAAGGAAGUACAGAAGAAGUUGGUAUAUAUGAGAUCAGGAAUGGCAACUUCUCUGUAAAGAUCACAAACUAUGGUGCAACUGUAAUCUCUGUUAUCCUCCCUGAUAAAAAUGGAAAACUGGAAGAUGUAGUUCUUGGGUUCGACUCGGUCGAUGAUUACAAGAAUAACAAAGCUUAUUUUGGUGCCAUACUUGGGCGGGUAGCUAACAGGAUUGGAGGAGCAAAAUUCAAACUUAAUGGCACUGUGUACAAAUUGCCAGCAAAUGAUCAUGGAAACACUCUCCAUGGGGGGACCAGAGGAUUUAGCUAUGUGGUAUGGAAAGUGGAAGAUUACAAGAAGGACCAUCAUCUCACUCUGUCCUAUAACAGCUCUGAUGGAGAACAAGGAUUCCCCGGGGAGCUUUCUGUGAAGGUGACCUAUAUGAUCAUCGGCAAAAACAAACUUAUCCUAAGAAUGAAAGCCAA
Molecule: messenger RNA, 703 nt
Organism: Cuscuta epithymum
Lineage: Eukaryota; Viridiplantae; Streptophyta; Magnoliopsida; Solanales; Convolvulaceae
Source: the annotation of a GenBank genome assembly